AUGUUUCGCGUCUUUCGCGAGGGCUGGCGGAGCCUCUCAGCCGCUAAGCCUCAUUUCAGCCCAACAGCAACAACGCGGUACCGCAUAUCUCAGCGGCUUCUCAAGCAGCGGGUGCAGUCGUCCUUUUCUCGACAACCACGGGGGCCUGCAAGUCAGUAUACAGUGCUCAGGUCUGGAUUCUAUGGCACCAUCUAUUUGUCCAUCGCCCUCCUGGUCACGGAUGAGACGCUGGACUGGACCACGCGGCAGAAUGUGGGCAUCGAGGCUGUCCAGGAGAUCACGCGGGCCGAAACCCAUGAGGAGCAGCUCAAGCGUUUCUGGGCACUCGGGCCUGCCCUGCUCAAGGCCCACACCGGAACCGAUGUGCAGCACCAUGAUCCCAUACAACCCACCGAGGACUCCGGGCUGGAAGAGGACCUGGAGGUCCGUACCAUGACCGCACCAGACCCGGAAUCGCCAGGCACGGACUUGCUGCUCUGUCAAGCUGCUUUCGUGCAUGAGGAGGAGCCCGAGUUCUACGUUUCCACCCAUCAUAAUCGUAUGGCUGAUGCGGCGCACUCACUCUCUCCUGGAUUCGAGGAGUUCGCCAGGAGUCAGAACGUGAAGAAGGGCGCUUUGCUGCUCAUUCACCCUGAUGGUAAUUGGUAUUGCCUUUAUUACGACGGAAGAAGAUGGCUCAACAUGAUAUUCCUGGAAUGGCAAACCGCCGAGUCGAUGGGCUUGCCAUGA
Messenger RNA from Truncatella angustata, 729 nucleotides. RefSeq lists its product as uncharacterized. The record is from RefSeq and is a predicted model, not a curated record. Lineage: Eukaryota; Fungi; Ascomycota; Sordariomycetes; Amphisphaeriales; Sporocadaceae. Bases 1 to 729 code for a protein of 242 amino acids. The transcript has a single exon.